UUCAACUCUGGACAUACCAGCGUUUACAUAUAUAUUAUGCUGCAUCUAUUGUUACCUUCAGUACGCAGCACAUUGGUUUCAGUGGUCGUGUUUCGUGCUUUGAAUUAUACGCGAAAUGUUUAAAUAUUGUUGUUUGAAAGACGAAAAAGAUAGUACUGGCAAAAUGGAUCAUUUAAAUGGUCAAUACAAUCCGCCUACUUGUCCUUUCCGUAGUGACAGAGUUGACAUUCAAAGAAAUGGGAAGACAAAUUUGCGCAUCAAAGUGCCUAUGCCGUUGAAGCUAAAGAAUCAUUUAGUUUCGGAAGAAAAUUUCGAUAAUCUACAUUCACGUAUUGAUGAAGUUUCAAAUUUUAACACAAAAUGCACGGAGAAGUUAUGUCAAACAAGUAUCAUGGAUAUACCAAACAGAGGCGAUACUCCGAGAUCACCUGAGGAAAUAUAUAAAGAAGCGCAGACAUUUUUAAAAGAAUAUUUCGCCUCUAUACGCAGAGAAAACUCAGAAGCUCACGUUGCAAGACUAAAAGAAAUUGAAGCAGAGCUGGCUUAUAGAGGUACAUACAACUUGAAAACCCCAGAACUGGUGUUCGGAGCGAAGUUAGCGUGGCGCAAUGCUACACGAUGCAUUGGACGUAUACAGUGGAAGAAAUUACAGAUAUUCGACUGCAGGGAAGUAACGACAGCCAGCGGAAUGUUCGAAGCUCUCUGUAAUCAUAUCAAAUACGCGACGAAUAAAGGAAAUAUAAGGUCAGCGAUAACAAUAUUUCCCCAGCGAACGGACGGUAAACACGAUUACAGAAUAUGGAAUCCGCAGCUCAUCAGUUAUGCCGGCUACAUAGAGGAAGACGGCUCGGUGUUGGGAGACCCAGCCCGCGUCGAGUUCACGGACGUGUGCAUGAAACUGGGAUGGAACCCGCCCCGCACCGCAUGGGAUAUACUACCAUUGGUGGUAUCAGCCGAUGGCAAAGACCCAGAGUUCUUUGACAUACCACGGGAUAUAGUCAUGGAAGUGCAAAUGGAGCAUCCAAGAUACGAGUGGUUCAAAGAGCUCGGGUUACGAUGGUACGCGCUACCGGCGGUUUCUAACAUGCGGUUGGACUGCGGUGGCUUGGAGUUUACUGGCACAGCCUUCAAUGGCUGGUAUAUGGGAACAGAGAUUGGAUGUCGCAACUUCUGUGAUUCUAAUCGACUUAAUAUUAUCGAAGCUGUAGCGAUAAAAUUGGGUCUCGAUACAAACUCGUACGUUUCACUAUGGAAGGACCAAGCGCUAGUCGAAGUUAAUAUAGCGGUGCUUCAUAGUUUUCAUCGCGACAAUGUCUCCAUUGUUGAUCACCACUCUGCCUCCGAACAAUUUAUCAAGCAUUUGGACAACGAAAAUAAAAGCAGAGGCGGAUGUCCGGCCGAUUGGAUAUGGAUAGUGCCACCGAUGUCAGGCUCACUAACGUCUGUGUUCCAUCAAGAAAUGGCCUUGUAUUAUUUCAGGCCGUCAUACGACUAUCAGGAACCCGCAUGGAAGACACACCAAUGGUCUAAGUUAGAAAAUAAUAGGAACGGACACAGAAAGUUUCACUUCAAGCAAAUCGCGAGAGCAGUUAAAUUCACUUCGAAACUGUUCGGGCAGGCGCUCUCGAAGCGCAUUAAAGCAACUAUCUUGUACGGAACCGAAACUGGCAAGUCUGAACAAUACGCUAAAGAACUCGGCAUUAUAUUUGGACAUGCAUUUAACGCACAGGUACAUUGUAUGUCUGAGUACGAUAUGUUCUCAAUAGAACACGAAACCCUUGUGUUGAUCGUAACUUCCACCUUUGGCAACGGAGAACCUCCUGCGAAUGGCGUUGAAUUUGCUGAACAUCUUUUCCAAAUGCUAUGCAAUGAGAAGAAAAACCAAGAAGACCAAGGAGGAGACAUUGCAGGAAACAGUAAAGUACCAACACCGAAAGCUCUUAUGAGAACAAACAGUAUAAUGACACCAACAAUUGAAUACAAGAAACAAUUAUCACGUUUAGAAUCGAAUAAAAGUAGUGUAGCAGGAACAUCAUCAAUAGAAAACAUUGGGCCGCUCAGUAACAUUUGUUACGCAGUUUUCGCACUCGGGUCCAGCGCGUAUCCAAAGUUCUGCAAUUUCGGAAAGACCGUAGAUAAAGUUCUUGAAGACUUAGGAGGGGAGAGACUACUUGAUUUAGCUUGUGGUGACGAAAUGUACGGACAAGAACAGCAGUUUCGCAACUGGUCUUCAAAUAUAUUUCAAGUCGCCUGCGAAACAUUCUGUUUGGAUGAAAAUGAAAUGGUAAAAGACGGCAAGAAAGCUCUAGGCAUGAUGCCGCUGAAUGAACAAACAGUAAGAUUUGACAAACCGAAUAAAGUUAUGCCAAUAAAAUCUGCCCUCGAAGCUGGCUUUAGAAAGCAAUUAUUGACAUGCGUGGUAAAAGAAAACAAGCAUUUGGGAGACUACACCGCCGAUCGUGCUACCAUUUUUGUAGACAUGGAAUCAAAUGAUGAGUUAAACUACGAACCAGGAGAUCACGUUGGAAUCCUCGCCUGCAAUCGUAAGGAGAUUGUAGAUGUCGUGUUAGGAAGAUUAAAAGACGUCGAUGAUUAUGACAAACCAGUUCAAUUACAACUUUUAAAAGAGACAUUCACAGUGUCAGGUGCAAUGAAAACUUGGGAAAACCACGAACGUAUACCGGCUGUGUCGGUGCGGGAUAUUUUCACAAGGUUUCUGGACAUCACAACACCACCUUCUACAAAAGUCCUAAAGUAUUUAGCAAAUGCAUGCAGUCAAAAGAAAGAAAUUGAUUUUCUCAAUGAAUUAAUAGAGGAUUCAAAUAAAUAUGAUGACUGGAGACACCACUAUUAUCCUAAUUUAGCAGAAGUGCUGGACUUGUUACCGUCGUGUAAACCACAAGCGUCAUUGCUAACAGUGUUGCUGCCACACUUACAACCAAGGUUUUAUUCCAUAUCGUCUUCUCCGCUAGCACAUCCACGAAAGAUCCACAUAACAGUGGCUGUUGUCGUCUAUAGGACAGAAGGAGGUAAUGGAUCAACUCACUAUGGUGUAUGUUCCACAUAUCUGCAGAAUCGAAAACCAGGCGAUGAACUGACAGUUUUCUUAAGACGAGCGCCAAACUUCCAUUUGCCUCAAGACAUAUCAGCACCACUCAUUCUUGUUGGGCCAGGUUCAGGGAUUGCUCCAUUCAGAGGCUUCUGGCAUCAUAGAAGUUGUCAGAUUAAAGAAUCCCGAUCCAAGAACGUUGGUCCGGUUUGGUUGUUCUUUGGUUGUCGAUACAAAACUAUGGACUUGUAUAGAGAAGAAAAGGAGGAAGCUUUAGCUAGGGGCGUACUUAGUAAGGCAAUGGUUGCACUUUCUCGAGAGGAAGGAGUUAGUAAGAAACACGUUCAAGUACUGAUCGAAGACGAAGGUGCAAAUGUUACAAGAUUGCUUCUAGAAGAAAGGGGCCACUUCUACGUGUGUGGUGACUGUAAGAUGGCGGAAGAAGUUAAACAAAAACUAAAAGAAAUUAUUAGCAUUAAUGCUAAUAUGACGCCAGAUGAGGCUGAAAAUUGCAUUCUAGAUUUAAUGGAUGAAAACAGAUACCACGAGGACAUCUUUGGUAUCACACUGCGCACGGCCGUGGUACACAGCGCAUCACGGGAAUCCGCAAAACGGACGCGGCUUGAAUCCAUGACUAAUUCACCAUAAUUUUUAUAUUACAAUAAGCUAUAUUUAUUUUAAUAUUAUAUUAUUUUAAGGCAGUAAUUUCUGUUUUGAAUCAAGUAUUUUACGCUUUAAAUAGUUAAGUUUGAAUAUUCUUUUUUUAGGCGUAAUACUUAAAAUGUUAAGUUACUUAGACAUAAUACGCUCUUUAGAAAUAAUCACAAACAUGGUUUUGCAAGAUUUAAAAAGGUAGUGUUCGCAAUACGCUUCUUAGAUAAAACUGAUGUAAGACCGAAUGGGAGUGAAAAAAAUGUUUAGCUUCAUUGUUUGAAAACCUUUACAAUAAUCGAGUUUCAAAAGUGUGAAAAAUGCAAUUAUUAUGUUUAAAGUCACUUUAUAACAAAUCACGAUAAUUUUGUGCUUUUGGUUAGUGUAAAAUGUAUACUGUUUGUUUGGUUACUGUUGGCCUUUG
This is a messenger RNA of Papilio xuthus (Asian swallowtail), 4124 nucleotides long. RefSeq names its product nitric oxide synthase 1 (gene NOS1). NCBI's taxonomy places the organism in Eukaryota, Metazoa, Arthropoda, Insecta, Lepidoptera, Papilionidae. Gene Ontology annotation, molecular function: calmodulin binding; FMN binding; nitric-oxide synthase activity. Bases 116 to 3697 code for a protein of 1193 amino acids. The record is from RefSeq and is a predicted model, not a curated record. The transcript is spliced from 22 exons. Gene Ontology annotation, biological process: nitric oxide biosynthetic process.